AUGCCUCUCUCCGAUUUCCUGGCGUGGACUGCGCCGACAUCCUUUCGAUUAAGAGAAGCAGCAUCAUCGCUAGUCGGACGAGAUCAGGUCGUCCUGAUGAAUGACAACGUCAACAGUCUCAACGAUCACUCGGGCCACCCAGACUUUGGACAUCUGACGCUGCUGGUCUUUUCCGCUGUCCUCGAAGUGGUCUGUGUCAGUCUGCCUGGCUACAUCAUCGCCCGAAGUGGCAUGUUCGAUGCUGAAGCACAGAAAUUCCUGGCCAACCUCAACGUCAACGUGUUUACGCCAUGUCUGGUCUUCACAAAGCUGGCGUCACAGCUAUCAGCCGACAAACUCGCCGACCUUGCCAUUAUCCCCGUCAUAUUCGCCGUACAAACGAUCGUAUCCUACGUGUGCGCGAUCGUGAUGGGCAAGAUGCUGAGAUUCAAGAAGCGACAACAGAAUUUCCUGAUCGCUAUGGGCGUCUUUGGCAAUUCAAACUCUCUUCCCAUAUCAUUGGUUAUAUCACUAUCGAAAACGUUGAAAGGUCUACAUUGGGACAAGAUUCCGGGUGACAAUGAUGAUGAGGUUGCAGCAAGAGGCAUUCUGUACCUACUUAUCUUCCAACAGCUGGGUCAACUGGUUCGAUGGAGCUGGGGCUACAACGUAUUGCUAGCGCCGCCAGAAGCAUACACUGAAGCAGAAGGUGGCACGAAAGACAGUGUCGAGGCGGGCUUCAGGGAUGAGGAUGGUACCGAUGAUGAACACCGGCGUCUGCUCGCGGAUGAUCGCGAUAGUGUUGACAGUGACGACCUCACACAGACAUCAUCCCCGACUCUGGUUUCGAACGGUGUGAAGACGCCGACCACGCCUUAUACCAAGUCCGGUCUCACUUCUCGCAACGUGUCGAACUCUCAGCUGGCUGACAAUGCUGAUGUGAGUGCUACUCCGGCAAACGGCAACAUCGCUCCGACUGGUUAUGGAGAGACUUCUUAUGAACCAUUCGAAUCUAAGCGCUACGAUGAGGAGGCCUCUGGCUUGAAAGGGUCUUUCAACUUCGUUCGGAACCUGAUCAGAGGCGCCACACUCUCCGUCAAGAGAUCGGUCUCGAGCAGCGCCUCGAAGGGCGCCACGAAAGCUUUCCGUGCACUACCGCUUCCUCUUCAGAAAGGCUUAUCGACCGCCGGAAGAGGAAUCAUGCGUUUCCUGCGGGGACUUCGGGACUUCAUGAAUCCCCCACUCUACGCUAUGGUCAUUGCGAUCAUUGUGGCAUCUAUCCCUCCGUUGCAAGAUGCCUUCUUUCACAAAGGCACAUUCUUGCGAAAUUCAGUCACUCGUGCAAUCGAGCAGAGUGGUGGUGUGGCCGUGCCGCUCAUUCUCGUCGUGCUUGGUGCCAACUUAGCCCGGAACACGCUACCCAAAGAUCCUAGCAGUAUCAUUGCAGAUCCCACAGUCGAGCGAAAGCUGCUUAUCGCGUCAAUGGUGUCACGCAUGCUGAUACCGACACUUGUCAUGGCACCAAUGAUCGCACUUAUGGCCAAGUACGUGCCUAUAAGCAUCGUCGACGACAAGAUCUUCGUCAUCGUGUGCUUCCUCCUCAGUGGUGCGCCCACUGCCCUGCAGCUGGCCCAGAUCUGUCAAAUCAACAAUGUCUACAUGCCGGUCAUGGCAAAGAUUUUGUUCCAGAGCUAUGUUGUCUGGAUUCUGCCAUCGACCUUGCUGCUGGUAAUGCUUGCAUUGGAGACGGUGGAAUGGGCGACACAGGGAACUUAG
Cyphellophora attinorum is the source of this 1755-nucleotide messenger RNA. RefSeq names its product putative transporter. Gene Ontology annotation, cellular component: membrane; endoplasmic reticulum. Gene Ontology annotation, biological process: transmembrane transport. The transcript has a single exon. The record is from RefSeq and is a predicted model, not a curated record. The coding region runs from base 1 to 1755 and encodes 584 amino acids. NCBI's taxonomy places the organism in Eukaryota, Fungi, Ascomycota, Eurotiomycetes, Chaetothyriales, Cyphellophoraceae.